AUGACUAGAAGAAAUUUGAAGAUAACAGGAACCAUAAGAGAAAAUCGCACGUCAAAAUGUCCACUGGCAAAUAAAUCCCAGUUCAAGAAAAAAAGUAGAGGUUUUAUUGAAUACAAAACUAACGAAGAAAGCACUGUAGUUGUUAAAUGGCAUGACAAUAACGUUGUCACUUUAGCAUCCAAUGCCUUGCCUGUUCACCCUACUCAUUCAGUUAGUCGUUAUUCUCUCAAAGAAAAAAAGAAAAUUAAGGUAGACCAACCUCAUAAUAUAUUUACUUAUAACAAAUAUAUGGGAGGCGUUGACAGGGCAGAUCAAAAUAUAAGUCUCUACAGAAUAGGUUUGAGAGGAAAGAAGUGGUACAUUCCUCUUAUAUUUCACAUGUUAGAUCUUGCGGUUCAAAAUGCAUGGCAACUUCACAAGGAACAAAAUGGAAAACUGGAUCAUCUAGGAUUUCGAAGGAGAAUAGUCAUGACCAUUUUAGAAGGAAACCAACGAAAAUUUGCGAAGAGAUCGAAGUUGUCACAAUCACAUAACUGUGAGAUGAGAUAUGAUCGUAUUGAUCACUUAAUUGUGACACAAGGGAAGCAAACCAGGUGUCGCAUGUGCCACAAAAAAGUCUCCACCAAGUGUGAGAAGUGUGAUGCUGCAUUACAUGUUGUAUGUUUUAAGCCUUACCAUGUGAAAGAAAUCUAA
Diorhabda sublineata is the source of this 693-nucleotide messenger RNA. RefSeq names its product piggyBac transposable element-derived protein 3-like. Gene Ontology annotation, molecular function: sequence-specific DNA binding. Lineage: Eukaryota; Metazoa; Arthropoda; Insecta; Coleoptera; Chrysomelidae. Bases 1 to 693 code for a protein of 230 amino acids. The transcript has a single exon. The record is from RefSeq and is a predicted model, not a curated record.